Oryzias melastigma (Indian medaka) is the source of this 3136-nucleotide messenger RNA. RefSeq names its product SCY1-like, kinase-like 3 (gene scyl3). Lineage: Eukaryota; Metazoa; Chordata; Actinopteri; Beloniformes; Adrianichthyidae. Gene Ontology annotation, biological process: protein phosphorylation. The transcript has 13 exons. The coding region runs from base 458 to 2680 and encodes 740 amino acids. The record is from RefSeq and is a predicted model, not a curated record. Gene Ontology annotation, molecular function: ATP binding; protein kinase activity.
CAGUAAACUGUACAUAUUAAUCAUAAAGAGCGCAAAAAAUGAAACGCUCCCCCCUUCCACGUGGCAUCGCCUCAUACCGGAAGAGUUUUCCUGACUGUUUACACCAGCUCAGCUUUGCUCCAACUUAGCGCCACUGCUUUAGUAAGCAGUUACAUACAUUACUGUAGUUUUGAAAAUACCUUUUAAAGACUGAUAUAAAAAAACACAUCGACAUUCCUGUGUUAGCAUGCCGCUCUGCAGGCGGAGACGCUGCGGACGAGUGUAGCGAUGCCCAGCUGGUUAGCAUCGUCGCUAAGUUAGCCAGCGGCAGUAGCUAAUUUCAAACACUGCGGUAACAUCCAGCGGAGGGGGGGCUCAGGUAUGUCCACUCCCCUGUAACAGGUGCGGGGGUUUACAUGUGCGGUGGCAGACAGCCUUGGUGAUUCACGCACCUCCAGCCGGUCCAGGGAGCGCCGCCAUGGGCGCGGAGAACAGCGCGGCGCGGGGCUGCUCUCUGCUCGGGGAGCCGCUCCUCACGCUGCCGUCGGGACUCACCACGUACUCCGCGGUUCUCCAGGACGGGAAGCCCGCGACCGUCUUUGUCCACCGAGCGGGAAAUGAGGACAAAGUCAAGAAAGCAGCCAAGCACCUGAAGACGCUGAGGCAUCCGUGUCUGCUGCGCUUCUUGUCCUGCUCCGUGCAGGCGGGCGCCAUUCAUCUGGUUACGGAGCACGUGCAGCCCCUGGAGCUGCUGCUCGACAGCCUCUCUCCGGAGGAGAUCUGCGCAGGCAUCUUCGACCUCCUGCAGGCGCUGGUCUUUCUGCACGAGAGGGGGAAGUCGAGCCACAACAACGUCUGCAUUUCCUCUGUGUUUGUCAGCGAAGACGGUCACUGGAAACUUGGAGGAAUGGAGACCGUCUGUAAAUUCUCUGAAGCAACUCCUGAGUUUCUCCAAAGCGUUGAAAAUGCUCGAGAAGCCAGCUGCGUUCCCCCCGAGGAGCAGGCGGAGGGCUUCAAGAUGCUCCCGGACAGACACGCCCACGCUCGCGACUGCUACUCCUUCGGCGUGAUGAUGGAGGCGCUCGUCCCUCUCCUGAACGGUUACGUUUCACAGGAGCUCUCCGAGAGUCUAACCCGAACUCUGCAGGCCGGCCCGCUGAACUCUGACCCCACGGCUCGACCCCCGCUCAGCUCGCUGCUGACUCAUGAGUUCUUCCGGAACGACUUUCUGGAGGUGAUGAACUUCCUGAAGAGUCUCACUGUGAAGUCAGAAGAGGAGAAAAAUGAAUUCUUCAAGUUCCUCCUGGACCGGGUCCAGAGUCUUCCUGAAGAACUCAUCGCUACUCGCCUCGCUCCCAAACUCCUCAACUCCCUGGUGUUUGCAGAACCCACGGCUGUGAAGAGCUUCCUGCCUCAUCUGCUCAGACCUAAGAUGGAUCCCUGCAGAGGAGGCAGCCCUGAAGACUGCCUGCUGUCGGCGCCUCUCUACCGGAAACACGUUCUUCCUCAGCUGCUCAAACUCUACAAAGUCAACGAGGAGCACGUCCGCUUCGUGCUGCUGGCUCACAUCCACAUCUACGCCCAGUUCUUCUCCCAGGAGGAACUGAGGAACCAGAUCUUACCUCAGGUUUUGUUGGGGAUGAGAGACACCAACGAUUCACUGGUUGCCAUGACGCUGCAGAGUCUGGCGGUGUUGGUGCCUUUGCUGGGAGCUCAGGUGGUGGUGGGUGGAGAACGAACCAAGGUCUUCAAACGCACCACGCCCGGAUUCACCAAGUCGACCGAAGUCACGCCUGAAACGUCCCCAGUCCACAUAGUUGGGGACUCGCACCCCCAGAUGGCUCAGCCCUCCAAAGCUCUGCAUUUGUUCCCGCGGCCGUCGGAAGCAGAAAACUCCGGAAACGUGGAGCUGCAGGCUGCUCCACCUCCAGACGGCGGCAGACACGCGGCUCUGAACGGCUUCCAUCGGCAGAACUUCAGGUCCUGCAGGCCGGAGCAGGAGGGACGACUCGGCUCCGUGGAGGACUGGCCCGACUGGAGCGACCAGGAGGAGGGUCAAAGUAAAGACGGCCAGUCGGUCCAGAUUCACAUCCAGGAGCCCCAAAACGCCGAAUCUGUAAACCGAGUGAUCGCUUACGAAGACAAAGAGGAGGAGCCAUGGGAGGACUUUAAGGAGACGGGGAAGUCCUCCGAUUCAUUUCUGGGAUCGGUCGAUCCCUCACAGUCGACAGAGAGCUUCUCUGCAUCUGUGAAGCCCGAAGCUCAGAGAUCCAGAACCUCCAAACCCCUCAAACUCGGCUCUGCCCCGUCAACCCAGAGCAGGAGGACUUCCUCCUUCGAUGACGCCUGGACCAAAGAGGCGGCUCAGAACUCAGGACUCAAACCUGCAGCCACCAAAAACCAAGGCGGAGUCGGUCUGGGGGAGGAGUUUACCAUCAAGGUGAAGAAAGCCGUCAAGCAGGACCCGGAGAUGGAUCUGUUUGCAGACAUGGUGCCCGACAUCAAGCUGAGCUCUGCAGCUCUGCUGUCCUUGGAGGAGGUGAAGGACUCCUCAGGAAACACUAAACCUCUGCAGGAGGACUCCUCCAUCGCCGCUGGGACGCUCACGGCGAAGUUUGCAGCGGCUGACCUGCCCGAGAAUGAAACUGACGGUUGGGGCGACGGCGACGACUUGAACUGGGAGGAUGAAAACUCCUGGUGAUGAAGCUUCACGAGGAAGAACUCUCCACUGCAGACUUCAGUCCAUGCAGCACAUCCGGACCGGUUCUUCCCAAAGAGCAGGAAGCCCCUCUGUUAAUCAGAUGCAGUAAGGAAACAUGUCAGCGGGGGCGCUCUUUUCUAGAGGUUCAUCUUGGUAUUUAUUGUGGGUCUUUCCUUUGAUAUCGAAGCGUCGGCGUUUGUCAGACGGUGCUAGACUUUUGACAGACGGCUCUCAGAUUUGCCAAUCGACAUUUAUCACCUUAAGAUGAUUGAAGAUCUUUUUAUUUUCUUAAUGUGCCAACUCAGAUACUUGGUUUGAAGCUCAGUACAAACUUGACAGGAUCUGUUUCUGGAAAAGUGGAGUUUGCACUUUGAAUGAAUGUAACUAGAAAUGUCAUAAUUUAUUUGAGCUGGUUUGAACGCUGAUUAAAUAAAGAUUUUAUUGUACAAAAACUCA